This is a messenger RNA of Chaetomium strumarium, 1386 nucleotides long. Its product is annotated as ubiquitin-conjugating enzyme/RWD-like protein. Bases 192 to 1127 code for a protein of 311 amino acids. The record is from RefSeq and is a predicted model, not a curated record. NCBI's taxonomy places the organism in Eukaryota, Fungi, Ascomycota, Sordariomycetes, Sordariales, Chaetomiaceae. The transcript is spliced from 2 exons.
CCGCCAACAAGCUUCCGUCAUCCAUCCAGCUGCCACUUUGAUGCGAUCCAACUUCAACUUGACAGAUUGGCAAUUCCUGCAUCGACUCCCACCGACCAAACCCAGCAAGAUUCACCCGAGUAUCGUUAAAGCUUCCUAAUAAACCCUAGACCGGCAAAACAACAGGACAGGGCUUAUCCACUGCCCGCGCUAUGGCGGCCCCAACGCCCAAAUUCAACUCCAAAUCCCCCACCAUCCGGCGCAUUCUCCGCGAAGCCCACGAACUCACCACUUCCCCGUCACCAGAUUACCACGCCGAGCCGCUAGAGUCCGACCUCUUCGAAUGGCACUUCACCCUCCGCGGGCCGCCGCACUCGGCGUUCGAGGCCGGCAUCUACCACGGCCGCAUCGUGCUGCCCCCGUCGUACCCCUUGCGCCCGCCAUCCUUCCGCUUCCUGACCCCCUCUGGCCGCUUCGAGACCAAUCGGGAGAUCUGCCUCAGCAUCUCGGGCCACCACGAGGAGACAUGGCAACCUGCGUGGGGCAUCCGCACCGCGCUGGUCGCGCUCCGGACAUUCAUGGAGACGGAUGUCAAGGGCCAGCUGGGCGGGCUAGAGGCUGGGGAGCAGGUGCGGAGGAGGUUGGCCGCCGAGAGCGUGGGCUGGCGAUGUGGUGCUUGCGGUGGCGGGAAGACGAACGGGGAGAUAUUGGCGGAGUGUGAGGCGCGGGCGCAAGAGAUGGCGGGACAAGGGGCUGGGGUGGAGGAGGUCAAGGUGCCGGAGGAGCUGAAGAUGAGGUGGAAGGACGAGAUGGAGGGGCAGAAGAACAAGGGUAAGGAGAGGGAAGGGGAAAGGGCCAGCGACGAUGAGGAGAGUGCCAGGCUAGCGGAGGGCUUUGUGCAGACUGCAGUGCCGGCAGCUCCGAGGAACGCGGAGCCGGAGGCGGGGCAACGCACAGCGGGAGGGAGUACAACAUCGCCUGCAGUAAGACCAGUACCAGCACCGAGGCCGCCGGGGGCUGCUCCGGGUCCGGCGUUGCAGCAAGUCCAGCCAAGGGUGGCCGAGGAUGUGCCCGUCUGGUUAGACCAACUGAUUAUUGGCAUUGCUGUCUUGUUGGCUGCUGUGGUCCUCAAGGUGAUGCUGGAUUGAGUCUUUUUAUUAGCGCCUCGGUCUAUCUGGUUCGGUGUGGGGGUUACUGUGAGCAUGUCAGUUUGGACAUGGGAGUUGAGGCGUUACAUAUAGACAGUCAUGGUCCCUGUCUCAGGUCCUUGCGGUAUUCAAUCGCCUGGUGCCUUUCGAAGCAUCAGCUCAACACACGUUGCUCGUCACAGGAAAAGAGAGCGGCCACUGUUGAGCCGUGAGACUCUGUUACCUGAUAGGUGUUAUCCACUAGAACAUAAAUAAGGGC